This is a messenger RNA of Myodes glareolus (Bank vole), 1293 nucleotides long. Lineage: Eukaryota; Metazoa; Chordata; Mammalia; Rodentia; Cricetidae. The record is from RefSeq and is a predicted model, not a curated record.
CGCCUACUACACCUCUUCUAACUGUCCGCAAUGCCGGUCGCGGGCUCCGAGCUGAAACUGCAGCCCGCCGCUCAGCAGCAGGGCGCGCACGGGGAGCUGCAGUAUCUGGGGCAGGUGGAGUACAUUAUGCGCUGCGGUUUCAAGAAGGAGGACCGCACGGGCACCGGCACCUUGUCGGUGUUCGGCAUGCAGGCGCGAUACAACCUGAGAGAUGAAUUUCCUCUGCUCACAACCAAACGAGUGUUCUGGAAGGGUGUUUUGGAGGAGUUGCUGUGGUUUAUCAAGGGAUCCACAAAUGCUAAAGAACUGUCCUCCAAAGGAGUGAGAAUCUGGGAUGCCAAUGGGUCCCGAGAUUUUCUGGACAGCCUGGGCUUCUCUGCACGACAGGAAGGGGACCUGGGCCCAGUUUAUGGUUUCCAGUGGAGACAUUUUGGCGCAGACUACAAAGAUAUGGAUUCAGAUUACUCGGGUCAAGGAGUAGACCAGCUGCAAAAAGUGAUUGACACUAUCAAAGCCAAGCCUGAUGACAGAAGAAUCAUCAUGUGUGCCUGGAACCCAAAAGAUCUUCCCCUGAUGGCACUGCCUCCUUGCCAUGCCCUCUGUCAAUUCUAUGUAGUGAAUGGGGAGCUGUCUUGCCAGCUCUACCAGAGGUCAGGAGAUAUGGGCCUGGGCGUGCCCUUCAACAUUGCCAGCUAUGCACUGCUCACCUACAUGAUUGCACACAUCACAGGCCUAAAGCCAGGGGAUUUUGUCCAUACCUUGGGAGAUGCACAUAUUUACCUGAAUCACAUCGAGCCCCUGAAAAUUCAGCUUCAGCGAGAGCCAAGACCUUUCCCAAAACUCAAAAUUCUUCGGAAAGUUGAGACGAUUGAUGAUUUCAAGGUUGAAGACUUUCAGAUUGAAGGUUAUAAUCCACACCCAGCGAUUAAAAUGGAAAUGGCCGUUUAGAGCGUUUUCAAAGCUGCUGUGAACAUCACCAGACGUUAGGGUUGAGCCUGAUGCCCAGGGUAAAAUCCAGUUUCUCUCUAAAGGGAAAUAAACUAAAUCGAAACUCUGACAGUGAUCUGUCUGUAAGUACCAUCAAUGUCUAAAUGUAUUACUGGCAUUCAGACUGCCUUUCCUUUACUGUUCACUGAGGUACAGAAGAAUACUAAGAUUAUAUACUAGGCACGAACAACCAGACAUUUCUGUAUAUCUGUAUGAAGAAGAUUCCUCUAAACUUGAACUGUGUUACAUGUUUACUUAUAAAUAUUUUAUAUGCUGUAGUAAUAAAGAACUGUUUUGCAUUUGUCA